AUGACUUCCUUCACAGCUGUGCCACCAGUCUCUGAACUGACUAAGCUCUACAUUAAUGGAGAAUAUGUCGAGGCCAAGUCUGAUAAAAAGCUCACUGUUUAUAACCCCAAGGAUGACUCGAUAGUGUCCGAUCAGGUUCCUAUUGCCGGCGUUGAGGAUAUCGAUGCCGCCGUGGAUGCCGCCGAGAAGGCAUUUCACGGGCCUUGGAGCCAGUUCAGCGCUGCUCAGCGAUCCGCCUGUCUUCGGAAGCUGGCCGAUUUGCUUAAUGAGCAUUUGAUCGAAAUUCUGACGCUCGAUACCCAUACGACCGGCAAUCCGGUCUCACUCAUGCCAACUAGAGAGAAGACGUACAUCAUGAGCCACCUCUUAUACUAUGCUGGGUGGACCGAUAAACUACGAGGCGAUUACUUCCCCGCGGAUGACGGGUUUGUAAAACUGGUUCGCCAUGAACCUCUUGGAGUUUGUGCAGGCAUCAACCCCUUCAACGCUCCCGUUGCGACCUUGAUCAUGAAAGCCGCCCCCUGUUUAGCCACCGGAAACGUGCUGAUUAUCAAACCGUCCGAGAAGAGCCCUCUGGGUUCCCUUGCCGUGGCACCUCUUUUUGAGGCUGCGGGAUUCCCGAAAGGUGUUUUCCAAGUAGUCACCGGCGCAGGGGAGACGGGCGCAUUACUUGCCAGUCAUAUGCGUAUUCGAAAGAUCAGCUUCACUGGGAGUGUGCCGACCGGGAAGAAGAUCCAGAUUGCAGCAGCACAGAGCAAUCUGAAGCGUGUCACUCUGGAGCUGGGCGGCAAGAGUCCUGCUCUGGUCUUCGAAGAUGCAAAUCUGGAUAAUGCGUUGACAUGGACGGUGAAUGCCAUCCUCAACCGCUCCGGACAAGUCUGCGUCGCCGCCUCGCGCGUGUACGUGCAAAAAUCUAUCGCCGACAAGUUCAUCGCCGAGUAUAAGGCCCGGAUGAAGGCUGCUGUUGAUGGGAUCGGAGAUCCUCUUGAAAAGGCGACUCUGAUGGGGCCUUUAGUUGACAAGGGAGCUUUGGAGCGAGUCACCGCGAUGAUCGAGCGCGGCAAGACAGAGGCCGAGCUGGUGAUCGGUGGCGUGCGUCACGGCGAGCAAGGAUGUUUCGUUGAGCCAACUGUCUUUCUCAACCCGAAGCAAGACGCGCAGAUCUAUACGGAUGAGAUCUUUGGACCUGUUGCCAUCGUCAAGACCUUUGAAACCGAAGAAGAGGCGCUCCAAAUGGCAAAUAACACCGAGUUCGGCCUCAUGUCCGGUGUCUUCACUCGAGACAUCAACCGGGCGAUGAGACUGUCGGCUAAGCUGGACUCGGGUGUCGUGGGUGUCAACUGCGUCAGCUACAUGAAUGUUCAAGCCCCAUUUGGCGGAAGAAAGCAGUCUGGCAUCGGUCGUGAGUUUGGAGAAUACGCUCUGCGAGGGUUUACCGAACCGAAGACUAUCCUAAUCAAGUGA
Molecule: messenger RNA, 1464 nt
Organism: Penicilliopsis zonata CBS 506.65
Lineage: Eukaryota; Fungi; Ascomycota; Eurotiomycetes; Eurotiales; Aspergillaceae
Exons: 7
Coding region: 1-1464 (487 amino acids)
Molecular function (GO): aldehyde dehydrogenase (NAD+) activity
Source: RefSeq, a predicted model, not a curated record